UGGCGAACAGAUACAAAAAUUGUUCGAUAUGCAACAGCGAACCCAUGAAGAAAACCAACAACCUCCUCCACAAGCUAGACACGAUAACUCGCUUACCGUGUAUGAGAAGUUUCGUAAAAUGGAACCGGUUGAUUUCUAUGGUGGGUCUGAUCCUAUGGUUGCAGAAGAAUGGGUUAAAUCUCUAGAUGUCAUCUUUGAUUACAUGCGUAUCGAAGAUUCCGAAAAAGUACUUUGUGCCAUUUUCCUAUUGAAGAGAGAAGCUAGAACUUGGUGGGAGGGUACAAAACAUGCAGUGGAUAUGGAGAAGUUGACAUGGGAGGCAUUCAAAACAAUCUUUUAUGACAAGUAUUUCACGAGGGAUGCUCGGUCACUCAAAGUUAAAGAGUUCUUAGAAUUGAAGCAGAAUGAAAUGUCCGUAUGUGACUACGUGCGAAAAUUCGAGGAGGGUUGCAAGUAUGUACCUUACAUAGCCAAAGAUAACAAAGAAAAGAUUGAUCACUUCAUGAGAGGCCUCAACCCAGUUAUUAGAAAAGAUGUAAGGAUCUCUUCUCCAAACGAGUUUCGACAAGUGGUGGACAACGCAUUGAUGGCUGACUUUGAUGAGAAGGAAAUUCAGAAAUUUCAUCAACAGAAGAGGCAAACUUUUACUCAAAGAACUCAAUCUCAAUGGAAGAAACCAGAGCAAAAACAGGCCAAGUAAAUGAGAAACGCCCUAGAGUUGUACAAAGUUCUACUACAGUUGAAAAGCCCAAGUGUGCCACAUGUGGGAAGAAUCAUUUUGGAGAAUGCUAUAGCGGUUUAAAUCGUUGCUUCAAGUGUAAGAAGCCAGGGCAUAUUGCAAGGAAUUGUCGCACCCCACCAGUCAAAGUUCAAGCGAGAGUGUACGCAAUGACUAAAGAACAAGCUGAUGCAGAUGCAUCCGUUGUCUCAGGUACUAUUUUGAUUUUAGGAACUCCAGCACUUGCAUUAAUAGACUCAGGAUCUACGCAUUCAUUUGCAUCACAUUCAUUGGUGAGGAGAUUGGGCAUUAUACCAGAUACGUUAGAUGUGAUGUACAAUGUGACGACUCCGUCAGGGGAAGAGAUGAAUUCCAACCAAAUGUUGAAACAUUGUUCUAUUCAGAUAAGUGGUAGAACACUGUGUGCGGAUCUUGUUGUUUUACCUGUCGCAAAUUUUGAGACUAUUUUGGGCAUGGAUUGGCUUACAAAAUAUUAUGCAACCAUUAAUUGUAAUCGGAAGGUUGUCAUCUUCCAGCCACCUGGUGAAGAACAUUUCGAGUUUGGCAGUCAUUCACUUUCAUCUUGA
Erythranthe guttata (spotted monkey flower) is the source of this 1305-nucleotide messenger RNA. RefSeq lists its product as uncharacterized. The record is from RefSeq and is a predicted model, not a curated record. Lineage: Eukaryota; Viridiplantae; Streptophyta; Magnoliopsida; Lamiales; Phrymaceae. Gene Ontology annotation, molecular function: zinc ion binding; nucleic acid binding.